This is a messenger RNA of Tetrapisispora phaffii CBS 4417, 1710 nucleotides long. It is a transcript of the gene CCT8, whose product is annotated as chaperonin-containing T-complex subunit CCT8. Gene Ontology annotation, biological process: protein folding. The transcript has a single exon. NCBI's taxonomy places the organism in Eukaryota, Fungi, Ascomycota, Saccharomycetes, Saccharomycetales, Saccharomycetaceae. The record is from RefSeq and is a predicted model, not a curated record. Gene Ontology annotation, cellular component: chaperonin-containing T-complex. The coding region runs from base 1 to 1710 and encodes 569 amino acids. Gene Ontology annotation, molecular function: ATP hydrolysis activity; ATP binding; ATP-dependent protein folding chaperone.
AUGUCUUUGAAGUUACCUCAGAAUCCAAACGCUGGGCUGUUCAAGCAAGGUUACAACAGUUAUUCCAAUGCCGAUGGUCAGAUCAACAAGUCUAUUGCUGCCAUCAGAGAGAUUCACCAGAUGUGUUUGAGUUCCAUUGGUCCGUGUGGUAGAAAUAAGGUUAUUAUUAAUCAUUUGGGCAAAAUCAUUAUUACUAACGACGCUGCCACCAUGUUAAGAGAACUAGAUAUUAUCCAUCCUGCUGUCAGGGUGUUGGUUAUGGCUACUGAACAACAGAAAAUUGAUAUGGGUGAUUGUACUAAUCUCGUCAUGGUUCUUGCUGCUGAGUUGUUGAACGUUGCUGAAAAACUGAUCUCUCUAGGUCUAUCUCCAAUUGAAAUCAUCCAGGGUUAUAAUAUGGCUAAGAACUUUACUUUCAAAGAGCUAGAUUCAAUGGUGGUUAAUGAAAUCGAGGAUAGGAACGAUAAACUAGAGUUGAAGAAAAUUCUGAAACCAGUCAUCGCCUCAAAGCAGUACGGCUCCGAAGACUUACUAAGUGAUUUGGUCGCCGAUGCUGUGGCUCAUGUUCUUCCAAAGAAUGUUCCAAGUGGCCAAAUUCCUUUUUUCAAUGUUGAUUCCGUCAGAGUGGUCAAGAUUAUGGGUGGUUCUUUGAACAACUCAACUGUCAUCAAAGGUAUGGUAUUCAACCGCGAACCUGAGGGUCAUCUGAAGUCUUUACCAGCCGGUAUCAAGCACAAAGUCGCUGUUUUCACUUGUCCCCUAGAUAUUGCAAACACAGAGACAAAAGGCACCGUUCUAUUACACAAUGCGGAGGAAAUGUUGAAUUUCUCAAAAGAUGAAGAAAAACAGAUCGACAACAUGAUGAAAGAAAUCGCCGAUAUGGGCGUCACUUGUGUUGUUGCAGGUGCAGGUGUCGGUGAAUUAGCUUUACACUAUUUGAAUAGAUACAAUAUUUUGGUCUUGAAGGUGCCAAGUAAAUUCGAACUGAGAAGAAUAUGUAGAGUUUGUGGGGCUACUCCAUUACCAAGACUGGGUGCUCCAACUCCAGAAGAAAUUGGUAUUAUUGAGACAGUCAAGACUAUGGAAAUUGGUGGUGACAGAGUUACUAUUUUCCAACAAGAAUCAGGUGAAAUUACUAGAACUGCCACAAUUAUCUUAAGAGGUGCUACACAAAAUAACUUAGACGAUAUCGAAAGAGCUAUCGACGACGGUGUUGCUGUCAUUAAAGGUUUGAUGAAACCAGAUGGUGGUAAGUUAUUACCAGGUGCCGGUGCCACUGAAAUCGAAUUGGUUUCAAGAAUUACAAAAUACGGUGAGAGAACCCCAGGUUUAUUACAGUUAGCUAUAAAACAAUUUGCACUAGCAUUCGAAGUCAUUCCACGUACUUUGGCUGAGACUGCCGGUCUUGAUGUGAACGAAGUACUACCAAACUUAUAUUCUGCACACAACGUUACAAACGACGAAGAACAUAAUGAUAUCGACCAUUUAUGUAAAGGUGUCCAGUUAGACGGCGAAUCAGCAGAUGGCGUAACAGACAUUAGAGAAGAAGGCAUUUACGAUGCACUAGCAGCUAAGAAAUUUGCCAUUAACGUUGCCACAGAAGCUGCCAACACAGUGCUGUCCAUCGAUCAAAUUAUUAUGGCAAAGAGAGCAGGUGGUCCAGCCCCUCCAAGCCGUCCAAAGCCAGGCAACUGGGAUCAAGAUGAUUAA